AUGACACUGUCGCGAAGUCCUUCGCCGCGGCCUGGUGGUGGGUGGGCGAGCCCGGGACUGAGCAGUCCUUAUAUCGAUGUCAGCGGGAGAUCAAGUCCUGCGCAAGGUUAUCGCGGAGGUGCAAACGGGGGGAGCUCCGUGACUUGGGAAUCCGCCAAAGCGAAGAGCGAAGGUGUCAAUGGAUAUCCCUCGUUUUCAACGCAGAACAAUGGCUUCUUCAACCGCCAUUACAGAAAUAUAUCGAAUAGCCUUCCAAGGUUCAAUGGCGGGUCAGAUAAGAGCUACGCCGAGAAGGAAAAAUUGGGGAGGGGACGGUGGAUGGGCGCUCCCGGGAGCAGGAUAGCAAGAUUGCAGAAUAUUGCUCUAAGGACAUCUCGAAAGACGAGGUUAAGGUUGCUUGGUGUUCUUGCAGUUAUUGUGAUGAUUAUCCUAUUUUACACUACUCCUCUACAUUACUACUGGAGACGAAAUAAACACCUAGGUGGAGGCAAGAAGCACGUAAUCAUUCUCGCUGCUAACCAAGGUGGUGGUGUAAUGGAAUGGAAGGGGCCGAGAGAGUGGGCGAUCGAGCGCGACAGUGUACGAAACAAGCGGAAGUACGUCAAUAGAUGGGGCUACGAGUUGGAAAUUGUCGACAUGAGUACCAAGAAGAGAUAUGCCCACGAAUGGAGAGAAAGCUGGGAGAAGGUUGAUACAAUUCGAAACUGUCUGAGAAAGUAUCCAGAUGCGGAGUGGUUUUGGUGGAUGGAUCUAAACACCUUCAUAAUGGAGCCUUCCUACUCCCUUCAGUCGCACAUUUUCAACAACCUCGGCAAAAACACCUAUCGCGACAUCAACGAGUAUAAUCCCCUUAACAUUACUCACCCGUUCCCUGCAGCGCACCUGGACGCAGAUGCUCUCAGCCCCGUUGGGGAUGGAAAAGAGAGUUCCAUCAAUCUAGUCGUUCCUCAGGACUGUUCCGGAUUCAACCUUGGGUCCUUUUUCAUAAAGCGAAGCGCGUGGACUGAUCGUCUGCUUGAUGUAUGGUGGGACCCUGUUGGCUAUGAGCAGAAACAUAUGGAGUGGGAACAUAAAGAGCAAGAUGCGCUCGAGUUUCUAUAUAUAAACCAACCAUGGAUCAGACCUCAUACCGCAUUCAUUCCGCAAAGGAAGAUCAACAGCUUUCCCCCAGGAGCUUGUUCCGAAAAUGGCAACGACACACGUAUACACUACAACGAACAUGAUCGAGACUUUGUUGUCAAUAUGGCGGGUUGCGAAUGGGGUCGCGAUUGUUGGGGUGAGAUGUACAACUACCGCGAAUUGAGUAAUUUUCUCAAUCGCAACCCUUGGGAGCUCUUCAAGGAAGAAUUUGUUGCUGUAAUAUGGUUCAAGAUCACUGGCAAGAAGGUCAGGCUAUGA
Molecule: messenger RNA, 1398 nt
Organism: Glarea lozoyensis ATCC 20868
Lineage: Eukaryota; Fungi; Ascomycota; Leotiomycetes; Helotiales; Helotiaceae
Exons: 3
Coding region: 1-1398 (465 amino acids)
Biological process (GO): protein N-linked glycosylation
Cellular component (GO): Golgi membrane
Molecular function (GO): glycosyltransferase activity
Source: RefSeq, a predicted model, not a curated record